This is a messenger RNA of Naumovozyma castellii, 600 nucleotides long. RefSeq lists its product as uncharacterized. The transcript has a single exon. NCBI's taxonomy places the organism in Eukaryota, Fungi, Ascomycota, Saccharomycetes, Saccharomycetales, Saccharomycetaceae. The record is from RefSeq and is a predicted model, not a curated record. The coding region runs from base 1 to 600 and encodes 199 amino acids.
AUGGACCACUGGGAGCACUAUAACCCGUACAACGCAGCCUUCAACAAGUCGACGGGCCUCUCAGGGACUGUGUCGCCUCUGGACGCCACCUUGGAACUGGACCCACUGCCACAACAACACAACCAUUUCGAAGGCCCACUGCAUAUAAUAUACAAUGAUACAGACACUACCAUCAUACGACAAGCUUCCCUUUCUCUCUCGCUUUCUCCUUCUCUUUCAGAUGUAGAUAUGGACUCGAACUCGGACACGGAUUCGGUCUCGGACGCUGAUUCCAUUAUCGCUACAAAGGACGGAAUAAAGGGCGCCAGGAUUAAGAGAUCUCAUAUAAGGAAAUACUCGUUUUGCGUGCUGGGUGCAGCGAUAAAGGAACAACACAGCGAGCUCCCCAUCAACACCCAGCAGAAGAUCGAUCUGAGAAGGUAUCAUAGACAUUCGUUCCCUUUCAUCUCGACGCAUGUCGCCAAUUAUCAACCGUAUACGUCGUGUUCUUCCUCGAGCGUGAGUUCCGAGGAUGAAGACGAAGAGGACGACGGCGAUGAUUCCCAAAAUUAUACAUAUAACUCAUUUAGACCAACGGCUCAUGGAGCAACUUGUUGGUGA